CGUCGCUAUCGAGAUAAGAGGUUACGAUAAAUUUCUUCUCCUCGAUUUCAACAAGAAUCGUGUCCAAAAGAAUACUGAAUCCAAUUCUACCAUUGUCCACGAUGCCGAAACCAUCAUCGAAAGGCCUGUUCAGCAAAGAGACGAAAAAGUAUUUGAUGAGCACGCACUUCUGGGGCCCGGUGUUCAACUGGAUGAUACCCAUAGCGGCCAUAGCCGACACGCAAAAGCAUCCGAGAAUCAUUAGCGGCAAAAUGACUUUGGCACUGGCCCUCUACUCCAUGGUAUUCAUGAGGUUCGCGUGGAAGGUCCAGCCAAGAAAUUUGUUGCUGUUAGCGUGCCACCUAGUCAAUACCUCUGCACAACUCGCACAGGGUUACAGAUACAUCGACUACCACUACCUCUCGCAGCAGAACUCUGUGAAAGAAUAG
Molecule: messenger RNA, 428 nt
Organism: Hylaeus volcanicus
Lineage: Eukaryota; Metazoa; Arthropoda; Insecta; Hymenoptera; Colletidae
Product: mitochondrial pyruvate carrier 1-like
Exons: 3
Coding region: 102-428 (108 amino acids)
Biological process (GO): pyruvate import into mitochondria
Cellular component (GO): mitochondrial inner membrane
Source: RefSeq, a predicted model, not a curated record